Messenger RNA from Hypoxylon trugodes, 2133 nucleotides. Its product is annotated as hexose transporter. Gene Ontology annotation, molecular function: carbohydrate:proton symporter activity. The transcript has 2 exons. Lineage: Eukaryota; Fungi; Ascomycota; Sordariomycetes; Xylariales; Hypoxylaceae. Bases 482 to 1891 code for a protein of 469 amino acids. Gene Ontology annotation, biological process: transmembrane transport; carbohydrate transport. Gene Ontology annotation, cellular component: membrane. The record is from RefSeq and is a predicted model, not a curated record.
CGGCGUGAUAAACAUUAAAAAUGCAUUAAUCAAACUGGCAGUUUACUGGCGUCUCUAUUAUUGUCAACGAAUAAAUCGGUCAUGGUAAGAAUGAAUAAGUCGGGAUUUUAUAUAUAAUCUAUUGUCAAUCGCAUCCAUUCUCGGUGGCUUCUACAUUCACCUAUAACGCUUGUUGGUUCACUCCUGCCUUGAUUGGCCAAGGACUUCGACCCGUCGCCGUAUUCCUCUCAGGAUCCAAGUCACUUACUUUUGCUUGUUCCCACUCGGUCUAUCAGUAUGAAGGACGCUGACAUUGUCGGGUCUGCUCUCGCUGAGGUGCUGCCGCAGACAGACAAGUGGUGGUUUCAACAACGUCAUCUACUUCGCUUGAAUCUGUUGCUGCUUGUUCCCUUACUGUCGUCGGCGGUGUCUGGUUACGAUGGUUUGUUGAACCAUAUUCGAAUUACGAGAAAUUCAACUGACUGCUUUUAAAGGCUCACUAAUGAAUGGUCUUCAGUCGCUUCAGCAAUGGCGUGAUUACUUUGGACAUCCAGCUGGGGCGACUCUCGGUCUCGUAAACGCCGCUCAAUCUAUCGGCUCCCUUCUGGCCCUGCCCUUUGUCGGAAAUCUCUCCGACAGAUUCGGUCGUAAACCUGUCCUCCUAACCGGGAUUCUUCUAAUCAUCGCGGCGACUAUCGUCCAGGGCGCGUCAAUCAACUUCCCCAUGUUCGUAAUAUCGAGACUCAUUGUUGGGUUUGGUGGGAUGUUCGUUGUUCAACCUAGCCCAAUGCUCAUCGCCGAACUUUCGUAUCCAACACAUCGAGGCAAAUACACAUCUGCAUUCUGGACGAUGUACUACUUAGGAGCUAUUCUAGCGUCGUGGACGACCUUCGGAUGCCAAGAUUAUGAAAGCGAUUGGUCCUGGCGAACACCUUCCAUACUCCAGGCUGGAUACCCGCUCGUGCAACUCAUCUUCUUUCAUUGGGUCCCCGAGUCGCCUCGAUGGCUCGUUGCCCAGGACCGAGCUCCAGAGGCUGCUGCAAUCCUAUCAUACUAUCACGCCGGCGUGGUGAACGCGUCCGAUGAGGGUCAUACCCCUCUUGUCACCCGCGAGUUGGCCGAGAUUGUGAGCACGAUACAGAGAGAAAAGACGGCCGAGAAAGUUGGUUGGGGUGCUCUUUUCUCUACACCAGGAAAUCGAAAGCGAACACUUAUCGCCGUAUGCGUAGGAGCUUUCGCGCAGUGGAAUGGGAUUGGUGUCGUGAGCUAUUACUUAACAUUGGUUCUCAAUACGAUAGGCAUUACCGAUACGUUCACACAGACCCUCAUCAAUGGGCUAUUGCAGAUUUUCAAUUUCGGCGCGGCAUUAUCGGCGGCUAUCUUGGUCGACCGGCUCGGACGGCGAACAUUGUUCCUGUGGAGCGGCGUCGGAAUGCUGAUCAGCUACAUCAUAUGGACCGCGUGCUCGGCUGUGAACUCGGACACGGGCUCGAAGCCUGCGGGAAUUGUAGUGGUGGUGUGCCUAUUUACCUUCUUUUUCCAUUACGAUAUCGCGUAUACACCGCUGCUUUUGGGGUACCCAACAGAAAUAUUCACGUAUACCCUACGAUCUAAGGGUAUUGCGUUGGAAUUGAUGGCGAUUUAUCUUUCGCUGACUAUCCAGGCAUUCGUGAAUCCCAUCGGAAUGGAAAAUAUUGGUUGGAAAUACUACAUCGUGUUUUGUUGUCUAUUGGUGGUAUUCCUAGCUGUAACGUGGGUUCUAUUUCCUGAAACGAAAGGAUAUAGCUUGGAAGAGAUCGCAUCGAUUUUUGACGGAUCGGAGGCGGAUGAAGCGCGAGCAAAUGCCAAGGUUAUGGAAAGCGAGAUGGUAUCGCAUAAAACCGCUUCUGUUACUCACCACGAUGAGGUGUAAGGGUAGACGUAGGCUUGGUUGUCUAGGUUUAGGAGAGUUCUUGUGUGAUGAAAUUUAUUUCGUUUGCGUUGUAAAUCCGAGCUAUGCGGGCACGGGCUACCUGAUUAUGUAAUAAUACAACCAUUCAAAUUGUGUGCUUCGCCAAAUCUCAAGUAAAGAAACAAGGCAAUGGUGAGGAUAAUAUGUAUUAGAUAGGCACUUUUCGCCUAUAUUAAUUUGAAUUAAUGUUGGUUGUAUUUUCU